Messenger RNA from Paramacrobiotus metropolitanus, 972 nucleotides. RefSeq lists its product as uncharacterized. The transcript has 2 exons. The coding region runs from base 411 to 890 and encodes 159 amino acids. The record is from RefSeq and is a predicted model, not a curated record. NCBI's taxonomy places the organism in Eukaryota, Metazoa, Tardigrada, Eutardigrada, Parachela, Macrobiotidae.
CACCGGCAUCGUCAACCGUCUCGACAACGUGGCCUGGGUCGCAUUGCCACCAAACCCAUGCCGCUUGUCAAUGGGGGGGACGGGACGUUGAAUCUGCCAAAGCCGUUAGUGUGGGCGCCAGUCCGGACGCCUGGCAUCACUUAUGCACUCUGACGGGUCAAACAUACCGCUUCAAUCCAACCAGCAAUGCCUGGGAGUUCACCAAUAGUGGUCGCUGUCUGCAGGAAGCAUCCACAAUUUUUUGAAGUACGCUGUGCUAUCGAGGCAUAAACCGCCGAAUAUACCAUCAAAAAAGACGUGAACGAGGAUUUAAAAAACUACCACAAUUUUGGAAAGAAUCUUCUUUUAGCAGAAAUCGUUGCGAAAACGUUGCGUUUCAUGGAUGUAAAAACCAUUUUCAGGUCAACGCCAUGAGCAAAAACACCGCUGUUGAGAUUCAGAGGCCGUCGGCACUGGACAGUGCUGAUGGAGAUAUCCGAAAAUUCAACGGCGCAGGCAUGAUCCCUACAUGGGCCCUCGUGGCCGGCAGCAACCAGCGAGUGUUCCAAUAUAGCAAAUGGGUUAGUAUCGGAGAAGACGGAGAGAUUCGGACCAUUUCUCGCAAAGGUAAUGUGUUCCGCCUCAACGGCGCAACCAACAAUUUCGACGGGAUCCCCAUUCUCAAUGCUAUCGCGCUGGAUGUGCGCAAUGCCACCUACGCCACCGUGGUCACCGCCGGCUGCAACGCGUGGACCUUCAAGACCGGCACGUGGACCAAGUGGGCCAUCAGCACCUGUCCCAUACAGACGACCUCCACUAGCAGUAAUGAUUAUUAUUUAAACGAGCGCGGGAGAUUUGGCUCACGCCAUUAUAGUCCGAUAUUAGUAACAGGAUUUUUAACAAAUGGUUGAAGAUUGUUUGCUGUGUAGUAGAGAAACAAAGCUUGUCGCUUUAUCUUAAGCAAUUUUGACAAUUUUUGAUUAUGCAAAUAAU